Messenger RNA from Arabidopsis thaliana (thale cress), 1213 nucleotides. RefSeq names its product NEP-interacting protein, putative (DUF239). Lineage: Eukaryota; Viridiplantae; Streptophyta; Magnoliopsida; Brassicales; Brassicaceae. Bases 59 to 1150 code for a protein of 363 amino acids. The record is from RefSeq and is marked reviewed. The transcript is spliced from 7 exons.
ACAUCUAAAAUCAACCAAAUUAUUUGGAAGCUCUCAAGAAAAUAUUGAUCUCUAAUCCAUGGACUUUGUUUUUAAACUCGUCGGAUUCCUUUUCAUAGUUUUAAUAGUUCAAUCUAAAGGAAAUGUAAAAGAUUUGAUGUCCGUAAAGUUAAAUGAGAACACCAUAUAUGAUUGUGUGGAUAUAUAUAAACAACCGUCGUUAAGUCAUCCACUACUUCAAAAUCAUAAAGUUCAGCUGGAACCAUCUUUCUCCAAACCAAAAAAUCAAGUUAAAGGUGAAAGUGAAAGAAAAAAUAUCAUCGAGUGUCCUAAUGGAACAGUUCCGAUAAUAAGAAAUACAAAAAAAUAUGUUGCAAAUGCUCAAUAUUGGACAGAAAAACACUUAAAUCCGCUUACAAUCGAUAGUCAUGGGACACAUAUUGCUGGAGUUAGAACAACAGAUCAAGGUCCUUACCGUGGUGUGAUAGCUUCGCUUAGUGUGCAUGACUUGAAUAUUAGUAGAGAUCAAGCUUCAUAUGCUAAUAUAUAUAUUGGCAGUGGAAUCUACGACAAAGUUAAUUUUAUCCAAACCGGCUGGAUGAUAAAUCCAAGUUUAUUUGGUGACGGACGUACAUGGAGUUAUGGGUUUUGGAAGGGAGCUAACGGAGCAGGUUGUUAUAAUACAAUAUGUCGUGGUUUUGUUCAAGUAUCAAAAACAGAUCAUUUAAGUGGACCUUUACCUCAACUCCCCUCAGGAGGGGACAGAGAUAUUUCUGUUUCUAUUCGACAGGACAAAGAGACAGGAAAUUGGUGGACUACAGAUAUAAGAGGCAAUGAAUCAGAAGAAUAUAUAGGCUAUUGGCCAAAAGAACUAUUUGAUCUUAUUAGUAAGAGUGCAAACAUAGUUGGAGUUACAGGAACAGUCCAGGCUUCUCCUUCGGGUCAAAGCCCACCAAUGGGUAAUGGUCAUUUACCAACUGACGAUGAGGCAGGGUCGGCGCGUGUUGGAGAAGUUAAGUUUAUAGAUAAUGAUUUUGUGGUCAAGGGAAGUGACCAAUAUAAGUUAGAGAAACUUAUUGAUGAUAGUAACAAAUGUUAUGGUCUAAAAGAUGGAAAGAAGUUAAUUUUGUUCAAAUAUGGUGGACCUGGAGGAAAUUCUUGUGGGAUCUAAUAUUUCCUAAAUUAAUAUUGUUCUUGGCUAUUUGAAUAAAUAAGUUAUCGGACUUCAGCUGAU